Messenger RNA from Durusdinium trenchii, 1229 nucleotides. The record is from the annotation of a GenBank genome assembly. NCBI's taxonomy places the organism in Eukaryota, Dinophyceae, Suessiales, Symbiodiniaceae.
GCCAACGAUGGUUGGAAGCCCUGGAUAGCUUCACAGCAAGGCUUCACGGUGCUCACCUCCAGAGUGUGGAUUAGCACCAGCUCGCUAAGCCUGGGAAGCCUGGGAAACGGGAAUGGUAAAGGACGCACGAUGACAUUGUAAAGCCGGUUCCUAAGGAAAAAGUUGUGGACCAGAAUCGAUGCGGACGGCGUGCGAUGCUCAAGAACAAAGAUUCUACUCUUCUUCCGUGAGUACUCUGCGGAAACAUGUAUAGCCUUUGUUUGCACUUGCUCUUGCAAGUUUGCAGCCUCAAAAGUCAGCGCUCAGCGUGCCGCAGCAUUCCAGACGACAUGGAUGGCCAUUCAGUCAGUAUGGCUGUGAGCUAUGUAGAGUUUUUGUCUUCCCUUUUUGGAACUCCGCUGUCGUCAGCGGGAAGGGCGAGGUCAUAUUCCGAUGACUACUCACAGGCCAGCUAUGCACCCUCCAGCCCAGUCCACUGGCUUGGGGCCAACGAAACAGAUUGCGGACAAGGCUUGGGUCGACAAUGCCGUGCAGGCCACUUUGAGCACUCCAAGGAGGACAAGGAGAUUGCAUUUCCACCUACACCGACGGUGAAGAUUACUCGGUCCACCAGCGACUGAGGUGCUUGGGUGUUGCAUUCUUACAGCAGAUCAUUCUAUCCUCAAGUGCAAAUGAGCUUGGAGUAAAUGCAUCGUGGUGCGUUCUUUCUUCUGUCAGUGCAUGUGUGCGCUUUGGAGCCUGGGUGCUGGUGCCGCUGCAGGGUGCAGCUGCCAGAUGUUGGUGUUUUCCCGUGGAAACGAAGGUGCACAUUGAUCACGAAACAGUGAGAGAUAGCCAGAGGAUGCCACAGGUAUUGAGACCUCCGGACACAGAUGAGCCGUGCCAGCCAAUUGCACAGGUUUGCUUCUAACCUUUCAAUCAUUACCUGGACAUGCUAUAUCAGUGAUUGCCAAUGUCUUGGUUUUGCUCAUGAUCCCAUGUCUCACCUGACACCGGAGUGGGAAGUUGUUGGUGUUUGUAUGUGGAUCCAGAUGCUACCUGCACUUGGACCAUGCUUAAGCUCUGUAUAUAGUGAUGCUCGAGGAGGUGGAGCCUAAAGGCAAGACACCUUGAAAUUUACAUGAUUUCAAUGUUCUGGCUAUGAGGGCUGAUAGUGACCAGCGACAAGCGAGUUCAAAGACUCGCAGUGUAGGAUGGCAUUUGUGCUCUUUGCAUUGUGCUCUUUAUCU